Elaeis guineensis (African oil palm) is the source of this 537-nucleotide messenger RNA. RefSeq lists its product as uncharacterized. The record is from RefSeq and is a predicted model, not a curated record. Lineage: Eukaryota; Viridiplantae; Streptophyta; Magnoliopsida; Arecales; Arecaceae.
AUGACACCCAAGAUCAUAUUCUUCGCGGCAGUCUCGGCUGCAAUACUGGCUGUUAUCCUUCUUGCUGUGGUCUCGCCUCUCCCCAGAAAAUCACAGGGAACUCAGUCAAGAUCUUGGACGGCUCUCUCCCUCUACAUGCAGCCUCCCCGCCUUCAAAAUCUGACGGAAGCAACCGUGCAUGCUAACAGCGCAUUCAUCUUCCAGCACAAGCUCACGGAGGGACCAAAGAACACCUCCCGAGUUAUCGGAAAAGCACGAGGCUUCAUAGUUCCGAUCGAGCACUUGGCGCUUUCCGCAUUCAACACCAUAUAUCUCACCUUUGACACGCCGGAGUACUCUGGUAGCCUCAGUGUGGAGGUCAAGCAGGUGGGACAUGGGACCAGAGAGGAGCUUACCGUGGUCGGCGGGACAGGGUCCUUUGCCUUUGCGAGGGGACUCGCAGUUUUGGCAGCUGAGAGACCGUCCCAGGCUGAAGCCGCUUAUCACCUCACCUUGAGGCUGAGAUUCCCCGGAGAGUCUGGCGCUAUACCAGGAUGA